AUGGACCCUCUGAGCAUCGCUAGUGGCGUAGCCGGCCUCUUAACAGUCGCAGCUUCCAUCGUUAAAGUCUUCGACAAAGUAAAGACCAGUCUUGAAGAUUGUCCCCGAACAGUGAUCUGGGCACACGCUGAAACAAGAGAACUGCACUGGGCUAUCGAGCGACUGAAAGGUCUUAUCGAUGAUCCUGAUUCGGUACCAAAGACAGCGCGGAUGUCAGUUGACAUUCACGAUGCGACGGUCACCAUUAGCGAGUUGGUUACGACGUGCGAUCGGCUGAUUUCAACGCUCAAGCCGUUGGAUGAGAAUCGGACUUUGCAUUUGAAUAAAUGGGAUAAGGUUCAGUGGUUCAGAGUGCAGGAUGAUGUAGUUAAGUACAUACGGGAGAUGCAGGCUCAUAAGAGCUCUGUCACUCUUAUCCUAAAUAUCCUACAAUGUGACUCGGACGUGGUCAUCAUGGAAUCUCAGGACAAACUAGCCAAGAAGAUCGAAAAGGUUCUACAAAACAGCGAACUCACUCAACAGCGCGUGGAAAGAAUCGAGGCCUUAUUCAAUACAUACAUUAUGGAGAACCCAGCUCUAUUCCCUUCGAAUAGAUCAUCCUUGGGGACGACCCUCGCUAAUUGGCAAGAGGACGACGACGAGACGGAGAACUCAUCUAUGGCCACAUCAUAUAAAGAGGAAAAUCAUUGGAACGGCUUCAAUUCGAGCGAGAAGUCUUUGAGCUUUCCUCUGCAAGAACCAAUGGUUCCUCAGAUAUCAAGACCUGUACCAAAGCGCACUUCUUCAGCCGAGACUACAUCUAAGGCGAGCAAUGGAAUUUCGUCGCCGCCAAGAAAGGAAUUCGAAGAGAUGCUUGAAAAGUCACAUGUGUAUCAACGCGUGUACAAUUCAACAGACGCGUUCUCAAUAACCUCGACCCGCAAUCGCUCAAUAGUAGGUUCGGUGAUGACCAGCUUCAGUCUCGCCGACAACUCCUCCAUCCUAUCAGCAUUCCCCAUCAUGUCCAGGACUGAACUGAAGCAUCCCGAAUACUAUGUGCAGAUGAGUGGAAACCAGCGCUUGACUACAGAUUUGAUGAGAGCUAUCACCAUGCGCAGUGUAGUCAAGUCUCCUAUAGAGCCUAGUCCCGAAGCACCCUUUUCUCUCAAGCAGUUCCGCUCACCACCAAACUGCGGAGCAAACGUUAUGGGACGAUGGAGUAACUCUCGGACAAAGAUCUGGAAAGCGAAAGAGUUUCGGACAGAGAUUCAGUUUGAAGUUCCCUUCAUCUUUGUCUCGACCCCUGGAUCUACUGAUGGGCCUAUCCAAGAUGCUCAGGUGUACUUUAUCGAUGGGACGCGAAAGAGUUUGGAUGACACUCGUACGGAUCUCGAACCACCUCCUACAAAUACAAGAAACAAAGCAGGUCGAGUGAUCAAGAACGAGAGAGCAACAUGGCUCACUCUCCUAUCAAGUCUGCAAAAAAUGGAGAACCAAUCCCAAAGUUGGACAAGACAACAAAUCAUGAGUCUAAGACCACGUCCAGCCAGUGCCCAAGCGAUCUUAAGCUCCAUCUCGGGAAAACACAGUCUCCGCGCAGCUUUACAAAGUGAGAGAAAGAGCUGGGAUGAUAUGCCACCAUCAGUCAACCGUCCAUACGCAACCACCACCAUGAGCCAGUUGAUAGAGAUGCUGGCUAUGCUGGGUAUAUACUGGCGUGACUUUAACCCGACUUACAACAUUUACCAAGCCGAAGGCAAUGGAUAUCUUGUUAAAGGUCAUAAGAUCAGUGGAUUUGGCCUUAUGUUCUAUUUCCAAGCCUUGGAUAAAGCUGUUUUCGAAGAAACUAGGCCGAUUCCGGAUCGAGAGGCUAUGAGGCUUGCUUUUGGACAACUCCCGACAAUUCUAUCGCCUAGAAAGGUUUCUAAUGGCGAUACCCAUGAUUCUCCUUUUAUUCGCUUGGCGAGUCGAACGGAUGUUGCGGAUACUUUGACUGGCUUUGGUUGUGAUCGCAAGUCGGCAAACUAUUUCUUGAAAGAAGGCGCUGUAACAUCGCAUAUCUUCCCAGUAACAUUUGAAUUAAUGGGUAUGAUCGGCCAAAUAUUCCACAUCAGAGAUCUCUGUUUCAGAUACAUCCCUAACCCAUGUUACUUCGCUUGGUGCCCCAGAGAAUUCUCUCUGCCCAAGCUGCUCAUCUCUUAUCGAAGAUAUCUACAACAAGAGACGGGUGCAACUCGUGGACAGCUUUUUCAUCAUCUCAACACUCUCUUGGCGCCAAAGACGGAGAUCCAACUUCAACGAGACACUCCUGUUUAUGGCUGGCAGGCUCAGGACGCUCUUCAUUCGGUACUUAGCCAGUUGGACGAGACCCUGAGAAACUCUGGGGAUUCACAGACGCCUAGCGUACAUGAUGUUAUAGGAUCGCAUUUCGACGAGGUUCUGUGCCAAAUGAACGCAGCAUCCAAUGGUCAAGCAUUCCCACGCUUUGGGGGUGCAGACAAGGAAGACCUUCUGAUGAAGACGUACUUCCAAGAAAUCCUCCCGGCAUUGCGGUUGUCUUUUUCGGCGACGUUCUUUAAACUGAAGGAAUCCGAUGCAGAGUUUAAUGCCGCCAAAAGUGAAGACGCUCGGAAAGCAGAGUGUGCAGCAUAUCUUUUUGCUUCAAACGAGUUAUGGUGCACACUUAUUCUACGAAUGAUUUGCUGGCUUAUGUUGCACGAUUUCCAUAGUGAUGACGUUCAGAUACCAAAGGGACAUUUGUAUGGAAGUGAGAUGCGCAAUAUGCGCAGUACAUAA
Messenger RNA from Fusarium coffeatum, 2775 nucleotides. RefSeq lists its product as uncharacterized. NCBI's taxonomy places the organism in Eukaryota, Fungi, Ascomycota, Sordariomycetes, Hypocreales, Nectriaceae. Bases 1 to 2775 code for a protein of 924 amino acids. The record is from RefSeq and is a predicted model, not a curated record. The transcript is spliced from 4 exons.